AGUCUGAUGCGCAGAAGCAUCCAUAUUAAAGUAACAUAGACAUAAACUACUUCCGAGUUGUAUACCAGGAAUAAAACUCGCUCGCGGAGUUUUCAUCUCUCCAUUACUGACUUCACCAUGGCGAUUGAAAUACCGAGUUCCACAUAUGUCAAGCUUGCCUUGCUGUGUUUUGUCGUUGGAUUUGUGAUUCAGAUUGUAGCAUUUGCUUCUCCCUACUGGUUCCAGGGGGACAACAUCCACGGCGGCCUGUGGCUGGUGUGCGGGGAUGGGGCCUGUGAUGCGAUCCCCGACAAUAUGCCUGGUGUAUUCCACUGGGUGCAGGCUUUGGAGGCUAUUGCGCUUAUAUUCAGUUUACUGGCUAUUGGCAUAGUGACGUGGUACCUGUGCGGCCCCUGCCCUUUCAGGAUAAGACUGUGUCAGUCCUUCUUUGUCACAGCAGGUGCCUUGACAAUAAUCGGAGCGGUCACAUUCCUUGCGAAGAUCAUCGAUGACAAAGCAUGGGCAGUUUACCUUGAGUUUCCCGCAGGAGUUGGAAUCCUGCUGGCGGGAUUCUUGUCUUUCUUGGAGUACAAAAGACUUCUCAACACCAGCGAGUACCAACCUGUCUCCUAGACUCCUAAGACAAAGGAAUAUAAGAAUACAGUAACUUGUCCCACCUCAUUUAUCCGGACGGUACUGUUCCUAGAAAAUUGAGUGCACUAAAAACAUUGUUCAUAUAUAUUAAAUUCCAAACGUGAUGAUCUGUUAGACUAGGUGUACGGUUGUCAGGUGUGAGGUUGAACUGUUUAUUCAAUUGCAGGUUAUUACACUGUGAAUUAAGGUGUCUUAUUCCGUGUCUUAAUAUUGCGAGAGUGGAUAAGUAGAUUUAGGAUAUCAAUAUCAUGAGUGAGUGAGUAUGGUUUAACGCCGCUUUUAGCAAUAUGACAGCAAUAUCACGGCGGGGGACACCAGAAAUGGGCUUCACACAUUGUACCCAUGUCGGGAAUCGAAUCCGGGUCUUCGGCGUGACGAGCGAAAGCUUUCACCACGAGGCUCUCCUGAUACAAGUGUAUCAUACUCAGUACUCUUCUUUAGGUUGGGAACGUCUUGUAGCAUACUCCGGAAGCUAACGUUUCUUCGUAGGAAACUAACACCGAACCUUUCAAAUAUAUAGUUACGUCACUGAUUGUUUGCCAUUAAGGUGAGGUGAGGUGAGGUGAGGUGGCGUGUAACAUAGCGCGCAGGAUUAUUGCACUAAUAUAGCGACAUGUAUUCACGUGUGUGGCUGCUUGUGCUUGUCUGGACUAGCUAUACUGGGUUAUUCCAGUUAAACAUGGGAUCUCAGUGGAUUAGCACUUAAAAAAUGGACUAGAACAAGUAAGCACGCACGGACGCACGGACGCACGGACGCACGCACGCACACCUAUAUAAGUGCAAUAAUCUUGAACGCUACGUAAAAGCCCAUUUCGUCUCACCUCACCUUACCCUCGGGUUCACUCUAGUCUGUUUGUUUGUUUGUUUGUAUGUUUGUAUGUUUGUUUGUACAUAUCUUUGUAACACAAUGUACACAUUUUCCUAUAAAUAUGUCAUUGGAUUCA
This is a messenger RNA of Haliotis rufescens (red abalone), 1577 nucleotides long. RefSeq lists its product as uncharacterized. The transcript is spliced from 3 exons. Lineage: Eukaryota; Metazoa; Mollusca; Gastropoda; Lepetellida; Haliotidae. The coding region runs from base 118 to 612 and encodes 164 amino acids. The record is from RefSeq and is a predicted model, not a curated record.